AGCAAACAACAGUCAGCUAACUGUCAUUUUUGACAGACUAUUUGAUAUUGGCGAAGUGUAAACAUGACUACAUGUAUAGGUCUUUAACCCAAACAUUAUGCAUACGUUGGAAUCGAAAUAGAAAUCUUUCUGUUUUUCUGCAUCUUUACUAUGAAUGGCAGAGAGAUGUUUUAAGUUGGAAAAAUUUUGAAGAAUUCUGCAUCCUGAGUACCAGGUGGGUUUCUUUUAAAAGAAAAAUUGAAAUUGAAAGAUAUAUUUUAACUCUCUUUAUGCAACCGAGAACCGAUCUCUAUGUCCAAGUUGCUUUAUUGCCAAACAUUUUGCACGCUCCAAUUACAAAACGGAAAUUGCGUGAUCCGACGACACUUGAAGCCAACCGAAAACCAAAGGCAAUUGCACGUUCAAGUGCUCGAAAUUCGUCACGGCUCUGAUUUGCGUUGCUUUGAGCAUCUCAACAGCGAAAUUCUACGCGCUGAAGCAAACAUGACUUAAACACAUUUACAGUUUACAGUGGAGUCUAUGGUAAGCUUUUAAGCCUGCAUCGAUCAGUAAAUGUAAUCUUUAUAAGCUUGACGAAGAGAUUAACUAGGUUAGAGUCUAACAAUAAGACUUGAUUUUUAACCUAAAUACCAAUACGUCAAACCUCGCAAAAUUGAAAUAUCCGCAGCGAUAUUUAAAUUGACGUUAUUUUUCGGAGGCGGUGUUAUUUUAUAAGCUUAAUAUUGGGAUUCUUUCUUUACUUAUGCAGCGUAUUCUUCGAUCUCGUCGGCCAUGCUAGGCCAUGAGCGACGAAGAUACAAGAUGGAGGUCGAUCGCUUCGAGCGUCUUCGUCGACGAAAUUCUUCUCAAAUACAACGGCGAGGCUGGAACGGAUAAUUUCUUUUCAAAGAUGUCUAGUCAAACAUUGGCAGAACGGAUAACUGCACUGAAAGAACAUGUUUUUUCCAAUCCAAACAGUCAAUCUGGCAACAGCGAUCAAACCAAUUGCGGCGGAGAAAGCAAAAUUGACUUGUCAAACAAUACGGACCCUCCCUUGAGGCAGUCUGUGUUAACGAAUGCCGACUCUGAACACAAUCAAAGUGGGCUUAUCGUUGACUUAGGCAAGUUUGCUCAGACGAGAGACAACAGUGAAUACGCUGAACCUGAUAACCGGGUAGCCAAUACGAACAACAACGGAGAAACUCACGAACCAACAAGGGAAGACACGUUUUGCUCGAGCUCAAAUUUGGCGCUCGACGGAACGAGUCGCCCCAGGGAAGGGAUUUAUUAUAAUGACGGCAGAGCGAUAGACCAGCAGGCCUUGAAUUGCGGCGACAAGUUAGAUAACAUCGAGGAUGGACAUUACUGCGGUAGUUCUGAACAAAUAAAUUGCUUCCCGGUAGUUGUAAUUACACCGGCCAUGACGGAAGAAACAUUAGACGAGUGUCUUGACACCACGAGCAACUGCAAAAAUGGUGCAUUAUCCGCGGCCAUGUUUUCCUUAAAGGAUGCAACCGAAACGUGUUCAUUGUCAAGCGCUGGCUCUUGUUCGGAGAGCGAAAUUUUGACUGAUGAGGAGGCAUCGGAUGAUGAAAUCAAGCAGCCACUGGAAGACAGAUCUGAAAAGGUGAGAGCCUAUAAAUUGUCAAUUGUGUGAUCCCUAGUUUUUCUCUAGUAUUCAAGAAUUUUCACGUCAUUGUGUGCUUCGCGCGUUUUUCGCGAUUAACAAACCCAUUUGUUGUGUGACUAUGUGGAGCGACCACUUUGUCAAUUCGCUUUUCGUAUAUCAUUUAACUGCCAUUUGUUAUUAAAUGAUUUCCGAUGCGAUCGAAGGUAUAUUUCGAGGUGCUAAAGUAGUCAUCGUUUACUUAGUUCGUUUGAGUGUUUAUUUGCGUAAGCAGAAAUGAUCGCGAAGCCUUUCCCAUGUUGAUGUUCGUUUCAAAUGGUGUUUAUUUCGACAAUCGUUUCGCGAAUAAUGUUUAUUAUUGGCUGAAAGUGUUUGUAGUUUCAUAGUAUGCUGUUUUUAUGGAGUUUAUUGUAGAAGAUUUAAUCGAAGCAUGUGCUAUUUAAACGCUUUGUUGCCGAGAUCAAAAUUUAUGGGCUAGGGGGAUAACUUCCAUUUAAUAAAUAAAACAUAUUAAUCAUUUAGCUCGAGUUUCAUGUUUAACAUUCCUGUAAACUCGCUGACGUCAAAAAAAGAUCGGAAUGUUUUUACUUGACAACCUUUGGGACUUUGGAAAGUUAUACUUAUUUGAAAUGUAAACACUAAGUCCAUAUUCCUUGUUGAAUGUUUUCCUCAUUUCCAUUUUUUAAUUAAGUCAAACUACAACAUUAAAUCACGGGUUGAAAGAGAGAGGCAUGCAACAACUUGUCUGCACUUUACUUCCUGUAACAUUAUUUUUAGUUUGUCAAUAGUACAUUGGGAUUCCAAAAAUACUUGUAUAGGAGUGAAGAAACAAAUCCUUGAUGAAUUAUAUUCAGUCCCGAGUCCUUAUUGGUAUAGUCCACUGGGCUUAAGUCCGUGGACUUGGGGUCAGUGUUUUGUCCACUACCACAUUGGACAAUUAUCUGACUGUCAUGCAUGAACCCCUUAUCACGGGUUUACGUCAGUCUAAGAACCUGUGAACUUUUUCUUUUUUAAGCCCUCUAGUUUUUCCAGGUUCUACAUAUUGUGUUGACUUCUUUGUUUUACAUCACCGAUGAGUUUUCAAAGUAGUUAACAAUUUUGUGUUAACGCAAAAAACUUGCAUGUGUUUUGCAUAUGCAUUGGUUGCUUAUCUCUGAGCUGUACUGUACAAGUACAUUGAGGAUGAGUCCUUCUUACAUUGUCCUUUGCUUUUCUUCUACUGACUGCAAGCAUCACAAUGCAGUGAAAGUUACCAGGAGAGAUGUAAACCUUGGUAUUUUUAGAGUCAGCUUGAAAAUCCCAGUGUUACCAUAAAUUGGUACUAGUAUAAAAUUAACGUGAAAGCCUUUUAUUGAAAAAAUCAUGGCCACAUGACACAUAAAAAUUCCCAAGCAUAAUAACAAGACUAUAAUGUGAGCAGGUUGUCACCAAUCAGCAUUAGUUGGACAGUACUCUAUCAUUUUAUAUAAGCAGAAAAUCAAAAAUUUUGUCAGAUGUCAGAUUGAAAGCAUGCACACCUGGCAGGUGUUAUGAUAUAUAGAUUUAGCCAGAGCUAAAGGCGAAGCUCUCCUUGAUAUACUUAUAGUUAAAUGAAACAAAAAAUAUAAUCGUGUCAUGCUAAAUGACAACGACAAAACAGCUGUCCCAAAGGUGUCCAUCUUAGAUGGGGAUCUCUCUAAAAAGGACACAUAGUGCCUGUCCCAAAGGUGUCUUUCUUAGAUGGGAAUCUCUCUAAAAAGGACACAUAGCGCCUGUUCCAAAGGUGUCCAUCUUAGAUGGGAAUCUCUCUAAAAAGGACAAAUAGUGCCUGUCCCAAAGGUGUCCAUCUUAGAUGGGGAUCUCUCAAAAAAGAACACAUCGUGCCUGUCCCAAAGGUGUCUGUCUUAGAUGGGGAUCUCUCUAAAAAGGACACAUAGUGCCUGUCCCAAUUAAUUCAUUUUUCAAGCUGAUCUGACAAAGUAAAGUUAUUACGUUUAUUAUUGCAACGAAUAGAUAAGCAAGUAAUUAAUUAUUAACUUAUGAUGUAAUUUGUUUUUGUCAUCAAUUUAUUAUUAUUUAUUAAUAAAUCAAUACGUAAUCAUAAGUGGAUGUUUCAAUAAAUAUAAAAUAUAGAUAUUUAUUUUAUAUUAUAGAUUAUUAAUCCUUUGUGUCAAAAAAUUUGAGGGCUAUUUAAAAUGACUACCAAACCCUAACUUUAAUACAUGCUAGCACCCCGGACAAAACGGUUGAGACAAUUCUGUCCAUUUUCUAACUUUUGUGCCCUACUCCUGUCUCCUCUAAACAGAAAAAUUAAGCCCCCUCCCACCUCCUAUUCAAAGUUGUCUUAUAUAUGUUGUGGUUCAAAUUUUUCCUUGGUUUAAAAUUUUUCAAACCAGUUUAAUUUUUACUUUCCUUUGUCUAAAAUCAAUUACCAUAAUCAGAGACAAAGAAAAACAAAAAUUAAACUGGUUUAAAAAAUUUUAAACCAAGGAAAUUUUUAAACCACAACAUAUACAUGUAUAAUUACCAUGCUAUCCUAAACAACUUUGGAUAAGGGGAGGGGGAAAUUGGGCAUUCAUUUGGCAGAGGUUUCAGUUUUUGCCAGGAUGACAGGAAAAAAUAGGCAUUUUCGCAAUAUUUGUCUCAACAGGUUUUCUCCGAGGUUGUCCUAUUUAGGCAAAUUAUAAAAUAGAAUGUCUCUUCACCUUGACCAUGUGCAUCUGUAACAAUAACAUUGCUUCGAUGUAGUUAAUGUUGUAAAUUUAUCAUGCUUGAAAAGGUCCUUUGCUUUUGUAUGACAGAAUUUUUGUUAAAGGAAAACAGAAUAAUAUCUUUAUUUCAUACUCAUACAGCUGUUUAUCCCUUCCAAAUUUGCUUGUUCUUGGAAUGUAAAACUUGAAUGCAUAGCAUAUCGCGUGUGGAACCCAGGAAGUUUAUAAUUAUUUAAAUGUGAUAUACGUGACUCAAAGUGUAUUUAGCACUGAGUGGGUGGCGUGCAUAAUGCAGGAAUCAUCAGCUUUUUUGUUUACAUAGUUGAAUAUAUUAACCUCUUUAUCUCAAUGACCUGAGGAAGUCGUUAUGUAACUCAGAACUACUGACAGAAUGAUUCCUGAUUUGAAGUUAUGUUUUUGUAUUUUAAAAACUAACUUUCCCUUGUUUUGGGAACUUUGCAUAGAGCAUUUCCAUUAAGCAUUUUCUUAUGUAAUAAAUUACAUGUAGAAUGUUAUAUUUAAAUCUUUUGUAUCGUACCCUUUUAAUCAUUCACUCUCUGUACUAUUGGGAUUAAAUCUCUGAUUUUAAGCAAUUAUUUUGGCGAAUUAUCAAAGUGUGCAUAGUUGUAAUUGAAAUAUUCAUUGUUAGUUAAUAGUUGGCUAGAAUUAUUAUGGUUUUUUUUUUUCAAAAGGCCAUUUGCAUGUAAUUUAUCCUUUCCAAAUUGUUCAUUGCCAAUAUUUAAUUUCAUAAUAAUGUUAUUAUAUUGCUUAUUAUAGCCUUUAAUCAAAAUUCUGUGUUGGUGUAUUUUAAGUCAUGCAUAACUCAUUAUCAUAUAAAUAGAUAACCUUUAAACUUGGGUGUUUAAGUCAAACAACCAUAAAAUAUUACAAAUGCUUGAAGGCUUAAACAGUCUCUGUUGAACUUGAGGCCAAUUUUUUCGGGCUUAAAUGUUGUCAAAGAACAGAUUCAAUCUUUUUUUCUGUCAGUGAUUUUGCUCUUUCACUUUGUAAGUCAUUUCUGUGUCAGUAGUAAGCCAAAAGAAAAAAAAGCAAACAAAGCAUGCUUCAUUGCAUUUAUUUCCCUGCCUGCAAAAUUAUACAAGGGCUGUUAUUGCCAUUAUACACAACUGUAAAAGCUGGGCUCUUAAGAAAGUAGCCAGUCAAGAUUUGAAGCAUUUCUCCUUUGGCUGUUGUAUGUUACUCAUUUUCAAACUCCGAGUACACUAAGUCUUUUAUCCUGCUGUUUUUCACUGUAGUAGCAAGCUGCUAGAUGCAGCCACAGUUUAUGCUCAUCUUUGUUUUAGCUGAAACCCACAAUCAAGGAGGCAGCUGUGGUCAAUGGUUUGGGGGAUAAUGAGAUCAAAUUAAAAUAUGCAAAACCAUACAGACAAUAAUUUUGAGCUAUAAAGGAAAAAAUCUGGUUCCUUUAGUUUACCCAGUCCCUCUAUAAUAAAAUUACAUGGUUGAUGCUUUUUUCUCCAGUGUACUUAAUUGAUAUUUCAGAGAAGAAGGUUAUAAUCUUUUUUUUUCUUUGAGAAAUUUGAGGUCAUGGAGACCGUUGUUCUAAGUAGGAAUGCAAGUUUUAGACUAGACCAGAUGCAAAUUAUGAAGGAACCGAAGAAACAUUUCUUAAUCUAAUUUUUUUAUGCAUGACUACUGUAAAAAUUGGCGAAGCAUUGUUAUAAAACUGUGUGAUUGCCAGAACAGACUCUACAAAACUGCAAAACCUCAUUGUGUAGAGGCAAGUAUGAUGUAAAUUGAAGAACACACUGUUGUUGUCAGUGGUGAACUAAAAGUAAGUGAACAUGUAAAACUUAACAGUUUGAUAUUUAACAAUUAAUAUUUGUAAUUGUUUACAGGCAGAGGCGAGCAUUUAAAAAUUAAAGCAAACAAAUUGUUUCUCAACUCAUGUACGUGUAGCUAUCAAAAUUUGCACUUCCCUACAACCCAUUAUCACAAGCAUGUCUUGUAGCAGCCCUAAGGUUUCAGGGAGCCAAAACAAACAGUUACAACAAAUUGUUUUCAUAUUCUUGAACAUGGCUUAUUUCUUGGCAUAUGCAUACUGUAUAUAUUUUCAAACAAAGGCCACAACUAUGUCAGCACAUUGCCAGAAACUAAAAAACAGAAAAAUGAAGCAACCGUAAGUUUUCAGUUCAUCAUGGCCUAGUUUAAGUGAUUGCCUACCUAUUGUAGCUACAAGUACUGUGAAAAAAGAUCAUUGAUUAUUGUCCAGAGUCAGAAUGGUGAGAUCUUUACUCAGCCUCAUCAUGAACACUGUCACAGGAAUACGAUCUGUUGAUCCAAAGAGCUCAUCUUUACAACUUUAAUCUGGCACUGUACAAACUAAGGAGUGGUAAAAAUGUUUGAUUACAUCAGUCACAAAAUUUGUGAUCUAGUUUUUUUUUAUGUUACCUACUAUCUUGGAUGUUUGAUCUUUUUGCCACACAAAGUCUCAGAUCCUAUGCAUGGUGUGGUUGAGGAUGGGCUUGCAUGCCUCAAUGACCUUGUGAGCUACAUGAUUGUAUAAUGGUGGGGACAUAAGCUCCUUGCAGCUUUAAACAACUCAGGCAGGUUUCCAUGGAAACUUCAGAGGCAUCAGUGGUCCUCCAGGUUGGGGUUGGUCAUAGUGCAUACAUCGCCACUGUGGAAAAAAACAGCAUUAUUUUGAAUUCAUAAAACAGUAAAAACGAACGAUAAAAUCCGACGUUUUAGAGUAGUCAUGACUCCAUUAUCAAGGAAAAAUGUUUUUGAUCAUGCAGAUUACAGCAUUUAAAGCGAUGUGGCACCAAAAUUAACAUUACAGGGUGCGAAGAUUAUGGAAAUACUUUCGCACAAAUAGAGUCUGAUUGUACGUUGAAUUUAUCACUGAAACUGUAACAACACUUUAACAAGCCAAUUACAGAGCUGCCAACCUCUGGAAAUCAAAAAUCUGGAGACUCUCUCUUUGGCAUUACCCCAUCCUGUCCCGUCAUGUCCCUACCCCCCCCCCCCCCCCCCCCCCCCCCCUACCCCCCCCCCCCCCCCCCCCCCCCCCCCCCCCCCCCCACCCACCCCAACCACCACAUCCCCCCACAUACCAUAACAACUUACGUAGCAAUACAGAGACGAAUAUUCCAUGUACAACACUUUAACAAACCAAUUACAAAGCCGCCAACCCCUUGAAAUCAAAAAUUUGGGGGCUCUCUCUUUUGCAUUCCCCCCUCCCUUCCCGUCAUGUCCCCCCCCCCCCCCCCCCCCCCCACCCCUGAUAAGCACAAUUCGAUCCAGUCCCUAAAUGGUUUAGGACAUUAUAUGAAGACUUACAUGAGGUACAGAACAUCGCAAUUUGCUUUUAUGAUUGUAAUGGCAAAAUAAUUCUUGUCAGUGAUGAAAUACAUACAAAAAUGUCUCAGAAAUCAGACCAUGACAGCUCCAGGACUAUAUUACCGGUAGUCGGUUCUCUCCUGGGGCAAACUAUGUGCUAAAGCAUGGGACGAGGUUCAGUGGCAUGGUAUGAUUCACCCUUCUGCCCUAGCUAGAGUGUAGAGGAUAAGACAACAAAGGAGAAGUCUCAGAUGAUAAACAAGAUUCACUACACAAAAAAUUAGAUUUACAUCAAAUUUGUUAGGAAAAAUAAGAUGCAAAAAAGAACAAACUAGAGCUGCAGGAGAAAAUCUGGGGCACAGUUAGUUUACAACUGAGUCAUCACCAUACAGCAAACUACCGGAACAGUCUAUUCCAGAUAACUCAAACCUUCAAGAGAAAUUGAAAAAAGUUUGAGUUAUUGGGAGCUUGAAGAAAAUAGCCGCGAGUACGGCAAAAAACAGUUUUUACUGCACAGGGAAUAUUUAAAUCAUAUUUAAUAAUUGUAAGAAUGUUAAGAGAAAAUGGAAAGAUACUUCUAGAUUAUAAAUCAGAACGCAACUUAACAAAACAUUGCCUAAAUAGAGCGUGCAUUUUACUGUUUUGAGGAGUAAAGCUGUUUCAUGUUAGAUUAGUGACAAACAACAUCAGCCUUCACUAGUAAACCUCAUGCCUAGAACACAUCAAUGGGAAAUUCAAAAUUCAAUAUUUCGGAAAUACCAGUAUACACUGUUUUUUCCCGACUUUUUAAGGGCUGAAAACAUGGUAAGAGUUUUUGAGAGUAAAAUUACAGAGAAAUGAUCUGAGGGGAAGCAAAAAUUACUUCAAGUUACAGGGAGGUUUGAGUUACCAAGGGUGAAAUUACAGUAAAUGUAUGACGGAAAUCCGAGGGAAAUUGAUUUUGGCUCGAGUUAGCGAGGGUUGGAGUUAUCGGGAGUCAACUGCACCACGCUUAAAAACAAGCAAAAUAAAAGUUGAAUUAUUGGUGAAAAUUAUUAAUCAUUUGACACGUCCCACAUACCAACUGAGGAGUAUAGCUACUUGAAGAAAAUAAUAUUAAUUUUGCAAAUGAACCUUUAACAGUUUUUAUUUAGUUUUUACCAUCUGCCAAACAAUACAAUUUAUAUAGCGGACAUUUUUGUUUUCUGUCAAGUAUUCAUUUCACUGCAUUGCAUGAUUUCAAUUUGGCAAGUCUUUCCGUUUCAGAUUGAGAUGUACACAGCAUGAGCUGAUGUAUAUAUAAGUAAAAUAAAAAUCUGUGCCAUCAGUUGGUCUUGAUCUCACGACAAAAAUUAAUAUCCCUCCUACUGAGAGAGAAAAUUAAUAAUAAAGAUGAUUUUCAAUACCAUUUUUUUGGUCUCCAAACUAAGUUCACUUUGUUAAAGCAAGAGAUUACAAUUAUUAUUGUAAUCUGUUGCUCUAAUAUAGUGAACUUAGUUUGGAGACCAAAAAAUAGUAUUGAAUAUUGUGUAACUGAAAAAUUAUCUUUUUUUUCUCAUAAACCACAUCUUGUGUGGGUGUGUGUGUGUGUUUUUUUUGUGUGUUUUUUUCUUGCCUCUUUUUUUUCUGCACCUUCAAGAUUGUGUUGACAUUUCAAAAAACUUAUUCAACACCUGCUCACGUGUAAACAUGGAACCUUUUUUGUUUUGAUAAGGUCCAUCCUAGACAUCCAGAGAUGGUAUGGUUUAUUCAAAAUAAUGUUCAAAAAGUUUUAAAUGGUUGUUUACUGACUGAAGAAAAGUACACUCUGCUUUGAAAGAGAAGUAUGAUCCAAAAGAUUUUCGUGUAUUUGAAUGUUGUAUUAAAACAUGAUAUUUAUUUCCAACAGCAGGGCUUUUCCAUUGUUUCUUAUACACAAAAAGGCCCAUGUCAAUAUAUCUUUUGUGAUAAAAUAAAAUAUUGCAAUAUGACAUUGUGUCACGCAGGAGAUCGUGUUAUAUAUUAAAUGCAGAUUUGUGAUAAUGAGAAGUGAUUUUUAGCCAUAAUUCAUUUACAUUGGUUCUAUCAGUGUGAAAUCUUUCUAACUAGGAAACACAGACAUAAAAUGUUUGUACUUUACUUUAUUUGAUAUGAAAUGUUCUAUAGGGUACAUGUAUUUUUCUUUCUGUGAAACAUUUUAACUAUAUUGCAUUUUGUAAGUUGAAAAACUGGGUGUUUUUUAUCAUCAUGACGUUAUUCAAGAGCUGUUUUAGUCUGCUAAAACCAUCAUCAGUAACUGUUAUUAAACUGAGAUUUCUCCUUGUUAAAAAAAGUAUGGAUAGCAAAGAGGAAGAAAAACUUCCAAAUAUAAAACCUGGUGUAAAUGCCAAUGAUCAGUUAUACAUGUGUACAAGAUUUUCUGGUUCAUACAUAAAGGUAGUUGUGUUCACAUUGUUAAUAAUAUUUUUCAUGUCGCUUUGCAGGUCGAUUCACGGUGGAAGAAGAUUCGAAGUAUGAUCCAUUGGUCCCCAUUUGUACAGAAUUUUAAAAAGAAAUAUCCCUGGGUUCAAUUGGCAGGCCACCAAGGUAAGCUUAUAUCUUUAUUUUUAUUCCCCUGGAGCUAGCUGUAGAAGGUAGCAACUACCUGUAAGAUUGAGUGGAAUUUUUUUUUUUGCAACUGCUCACUAUCUCUGUGAAAAUCUGUUCUCAUGAUGUCUUUGUUUGUUGUGAGGGAACAUAGGAAAGUGAAUAUUAAAGCCCCCCCUCUUAAAUAAACCCCCCUUAUUAGUGGGAGGAAGUUAAUAAGCCCCUUCAUCCCCCCUUCCACAUCCCCCUCCUUGUUGCUUUGCAACCACCAACCCACCCGCGCGCCCAGUCACGUACUAGUCGGAAUGUAGGAGAGACGUCCGAGGGGCAUAGCAUGUCGCACGGUAGUUGCCAGGAUGUGUGGAUCCACACGACAGACACAAACACUAAGAGGUGAGCUUAUAUCUUUUUUUUGUUUCCCCGUUGGCAUGGUGUUGAAGGGGUCAAAUUCUGUUUAUGUUUGUGUUUAUUUUUUUUUUUGCACCUUGUUACUUUUUCUGGUAAAAUUUGUUCUUCAUGUGUUUUUUUUUGUUUUGGGGGGAAAGGGGGAAGGGAAUAAUAAAGCCCCCCCCCUUAAAAAACCCCCCCUUUUCGGGGGAAAGAAUUUAAUAAGCCCCCCCCCCCCCCUCUCUAUUAAGCCCCCCUCAAAUGGGCUUGAAAUAAAUAAGCCCCCCGGGGGCUUAAUAGAGGAUUUACGGUAAUGGAGGAAGCUGAGAGAAAGGGAAUGGGAACCUGGAAUGCAGUCUACGGGAGGGUUGGACCCCUGUCCAGGACUCGAAAAAAACUUGACUUCCAGAUUGCCUUUAGGACAAGUAGCUCACCUUGCGCCAGGCAGGUCUUAAGUUAAUUCAUUUUGGUGGGCAGAGAACUUGCAUGGACUCUUGUCCAUCAGGCAAGUGAGUUUGAAAACUGACUUGCUCAGCAGGAAAUUCUACUUGUUCAAGACGACCGGAUGGCACUUGUUUGAGCCGUGCCUGUCCCCCCACCCCACACAUACCAGCAUAUUUCCCACAAUUAUACUACUACAUGAGAAAUUUCUGCAAUUUGAUUGCCUUAGAGCAGUGGUAUUUCAGCUUAAUUUGAAAUACCCGCAUGUGAAAAUUACAAAACCUUUGCGGUAGUAGUAUAAACAAAUAAUAGCAUGAUUUGUACGUGAUAUUUGGCAUAAAUACCACUCAUGAUAUUUCAAAAUUGUCUCAAAUAACAAUUUUGAAUUAUCACGAGUGGUACUUAUGCCAAAUAUCACUACAAAUCAUGCUAUUACCUAUACUAAUCUCUAAACAUAAUCAGUAGUUUUUGUGAAUAAAAAUAUUAUUUGUUAUAGGUAGCUUCAAACCAGGUGAAAAUGGCAUGAUUUUGAAGAAAGCCACAGACAAAGAGAGGGAGAGUCUCAGAAAGCUCAUGAAAGAUAUUCUGAGACCUUACAUUCCAGAAUACAAAGGAGAAGUUCACAGAGGAAAUGAAUGUAUCCUUCAUGUUAAUUAAGGUUGUUGUUAGAAAUCAAUAGAUGCAGUACAUGCUGAAUUAAGAAAAUGUAUCACUAGCUUGUAAUAAUAAUAAUAAUAACUGUUUAUUCAAAAAGGAAAAGGAGAUGAAGGGGUUAACCCCGUCUAGUUCAUCUCCAAAAAAAGAACAAUAAUAAUAACAAUGAAUAUACAUAUGAAUAAAAAAAGAUAACGUAAAAUUUCUGUUUAAAAUUCAAAAAUAUGUUGACAUGUCUAGAUAAUUUAACAUUCAGCUGAAACAUUGGUGAAAUAACGUCUGAAAAAUGUUCAAGUUUUCCACCUCAGCAAUUUCUUUAGGUAAAUCAUUCGAUUUAUCAAUUAUGUAAAUGAAGUAAGAAUGUUCAAAACUAUUUAAAGGCGCAGAUUGUCAGACAAACUUAGUGGUUUAAGGUGCCACUACCACUCAUUUCAUGAAGUGCCAUGCACUGAAAGCGAAUUGACUCUUUUUCUGUGGGUUGAAUGGUCAAUAAUAAAACCAAAUUAACAUUUUAUAUAGGAGGAAAUUUUUUUAUUUUGAAUCCCCUUUUGUUUUUUUCAUCCAGCAAAUAUUUGGAGAGAUGCUAACCUCUGGAGAUCUAAAAUCUGGAGACUCUCUUUUGCAGAACUACCACAAACUUUCCCCUACCCCCGCUCCCCAUGCCUGAUAAACUCAAAUCAACCCAGUCCUCAAAUAAAACCAUGGGUGUGGCUCAGGACAUGAAGCAUAGUUUUACAUAGAUUAUAGACUGUAAUGAUGACAUAAUCCAUGUCAGUGAUGAAGUGUUUGUAAAGAUGCCUCCAAAAACUUCCAAGAGUAGGUGUUAUUUUAGUGAUUUGGUCACCGAUGUGGGAGAACAAGAGAUUAGUGCAGAAUCAAGGGAGAAUACGGCCAGUGUCAUUACAUAAACUAUUGAAUAUUAUUUGCUUGUUUUUCCUCAAUGUAAACAUCAGGUUAUCUAGAAAUGCAAGAUUUACUUCAAGAUUUUGAUAGUCCCUCUGUUAUGGAUUGUAAAAUGGGAACAAGGUACACUACUUUAUAUGAAAAAAAUAUUAAUACACAAAAUAUUACAACAUAAGUGGUGGUGGUUUAAUCACUUCAAAAAUUAAAAAAAAUUAAUGCCCUUUAUUUUAGUGUCAAUGUAUUUAGCAUGAAAGUACUAAUUGGGAACACUAUUUUUUAAGUCUUCUACUGGAGAUGGGACUGCCAUUUUAUGUGGUCAUGUGAGCCACACAAAGGUCCAGAGUUUAUGAGGAAACGUUUGAUGUUAACAGUAAAAUAAAAUAGCUCAAAAAAUGCAAAAUAUUUGAAAUUUUAUUGUCGAGAAGUCAGGUCUACAGAAAUGGCAAACUUCCGCAAUUAUCUGGGUGAUUUCAGACUCUAAUCUGGAGAUCGGGAGAUACAGUCUAAACUCUGGAGUCUCCCAGAUUAUCUGGGAGAGUUGACAACACUGCUUCUACAUAUGUCCAUAGAGAGAGGCAUGACAAAACAUGGAUCCAAUUGGAUCUGAUCAACCCCUCUAACUCACUGACAUGAUGGAAGGUUGGAGAUGGGGUUACAGGGAUUUGAUGCAAUCCAGUCCAAUGCAAGUUUUGUCAAUGGCCCAUGGAGAGUCCAUUGGGUAUAAAUAGACCAAUUUCAAAUUAUUAAAAUUCUUACUUGGCUCCGAGGUUUAGCGAUUAUAAAUCGGAAGAAAGGUAUUAUUCAUUGCUGAGCCUCAGGAUCACUUCUUUUGUUUUAUUCCGCAAAGUCUUGCAGCCUAGUAUGAAAUUUGAUAUAUCAAAAUAUUAUUGGUCUAUUAGGACAGUGUUUUAGGCUUUGCAAUCAAACAGUUCUUUUCUAUUGCAUUGAACAGAACAUAUUUAGAAGACGAACUUGCAAAAGCAAAAUCAAAACCAAGAAAAGUGAGUGAACACUGAGUUUUAAUGACAGGGGUGUAGCCGGCCCAUAGACCUGUAGACCCAGGCCUACAAAUUUUUUAUUUGAUCACUCUAUGGCUUGUAAUAAAUUAUGUGUUGUUGGGUUGAGCCAAAUUGCUUAAGAGCUCAAAGUGUUGGUGAGGACAGUGCUUACUAGUCAUGCAUGCAAUUUUCAGGAUAUAUGGAAAUGAAAGUCAGCCAGGCCUACAACAGGUCGAAAAGCUGGCUACACUCCUGAAUGAUGUUAUAAAAUACAAUAUUGAACCCCUUUAUUAAGGACACUGAAAGACCCAUCCAUGUUGUCCUUCUUAAAUAAUGUCCAUAUUAAGCGGUUUGUGUUUCUUUUGCAGGAUUUGUUUCAGAAAAUGGUAGAGGUAGAUCCCAAUGAACCAACAGAGGAAGAAAGAAGAGAAGGAGGAAUAACCAAACCACGUUACAUGCGGUGGAGAGAGCAACUUAGUUCUUCAGCAAGUCUUGGCUUCAGAAUUGAAGGAAUUAAGGUUAGACUUACAGCUUAUCCAUAUCAGCGCUCCGAACUGCAACCCUAUUGGCUGCCAUGGCAAACGAAAAAGAUUUGGCAACUAAAACAGCAGGGAAAGUCACCAAUUUGGCAACCUAUCUUUGGUGAUCAUGAGCCAAGCCGUUAUUGUCUUUUUAAAGUUCAAGUGAGAUAAACAUUUGCAUGAUGUAUUAUUUAUGCAAUAAUUAUUUUCUUUCAUUUUUCUCCCUGGUUUGUCUGGUUAUUAGCGUUGUGAUGUUGUGUGCACCACUAAAUUUGAUUGCAAUAGUAGUUUGGCUUCCAUUUUGAUUUGUUCACACAUCUCUAUACUGUACAAUGUGUCGUUUUUUUCUGUCAACCAGUAUUUUAUGCUUGGCAAUCAUUUUGUGAUUUUUGGUCAUCAAAAGGCAACUUUGAAAAAAAAAAUGAGGUUUGAGCAGUGCACAAUUAUGGAAUGUAGUUGGGCUUUGAUGUAGAGGAUUUAUAACUUUUAUGAGUUGGAGUUUGAGGUCUGAAAAGCAUGGACUAAGUCUUUUUUCUUCUUAAUUAAUGCCUUGAAAGCAGGGCAUACUUGUACAUGAAACCAAGGCAAACAAAUAAGGAUUAUUGAUACCCAGCACAGAUUGAGAAAACAAUGACUGAACCUUAUGGGUGAUUUUAAAAAUAAUGCUUCACAAUAAGCAGACAAGAGAUAGAGUUAAAAAAUUCAAAAUUCUUUUGACAUAGCCGAAUCUUUUCUUUACAGUUGUAGACAGUUUUGAUAGCUGUCAGUAUUCUAUAGUGAUAACAUCAUUAGAUGUCACUUGUUUUGAGAAAGAUUGCAGACAGCUAGCUAAAAUGGUCAACAAAUGUAAAACAAAAAAAUGUCUAUGUCUAGAGAGAAUUAUGCAUUAAGUUUUGCUGGAUAAAAUUGUCUUUAAAACCUUAAUUCAGGUGUGCAUUAUAGUGUUAUUCCAGGGUUCACACAGUCUUGAAAAGUACUUGAAUUUUAAGGGAAGUCCUUAAAAAGUCCUUGAAUUUUCUUCAAGGUUGAAUGUAGUGGCUUGGGGGGUGUUUUUAAUGCUUUUUGGUUGUGUAAGACAGAAUAUAAAUGAUAGCUCAGAGAAGUUAAAGCUAAUUUACAUAAAAAAUUUUUUGUCUUAUGUAAUAAAGACAAGCGAGCUGAAAAAUAUAGAGAAGUCGGUGGAGCAAACAGUUCAAGCCUUAAAAUCCUGUUAGAAUGGACUGGGAAUGUGCUGAAUAUGCAUUUUUGUACAAUCGGUGAAAUUACACUCUUGGUAGAUGGUCCUUGAAAAUUGAAUGUGGUUCUUGAAAAAUCCUUGAAAAGCCCUUAGAAAGGGUUCCGUUUUUUUUGUAUCAACCCUGUAUUCAAAGAAAUCUUUUUGUGUGCUCUGUGCAACAUUGUAUUUUAUUUGUCUUGUAGCAAGGUGAUCAAAAACCCAACAAAGAUUUUAAGAAAACAAAGACAAAGGAAGAUGUUAACAAGGUUUUUACAGAAUUUAUUGGCAGUGAUGACAAAAUAAGAGUAAGCAUAUUUUUUGUUCAUAUGUUACUUUCAAUUCUGGAUCAAAUGUCAUUUAACAUACUUUGCAUGACUAACUUUAUAUUUUGCCUUAACUGUGAUUUUGUUUUACUAGCCACAGAAUUUGAAAUCAUAUAACUAAGGCACAGUGUACUUUCUUUGCAGAGAAAGUAUUUAAGACGGCUUAAAGCUAUUAGAGCUACUCUAGAGUCUUCUCCAUUUUUCCGCUCACAUGAGGUUAGUUUUCAUUAAUAUUUUGUUGUAUAUGUUUAAUUUAUAAGUAGGAUGUAUAAUGGUUUAUUUCCUGCUGACAACAUACAAUACGUGUAGUAAUAACGCUUAAAGGUAAUCAACACAGGAUAUUUCUCAGUGAAAUCACUACUGAAAGGUGUAGUUUACAACAAGAACAGGAAAGAUUUUCCAUCAAUGAGAAGUGUGGAAUUGGAAUGCUUCUAGAGAGCUAGUGCAGUAAAGGAAAGUCACCAGUGGGGUUUCCCAUUCCUCUUUGCUUUGCCUGCAGUGAUUUUAGCAUGGAUAUUCCAUCCUUUUUAGCUUCCCUUGGAUCUGCUAAGAUGCAGAAGUGUUGGCCUCACUGUUUCAAGUGCACCUUUUGUUUCUUAAUAAUUGAUAUUACAGUCAAACCUUGGCUAAUGGCCACCUCUCUACAACAGUCUCUUUUUUCCGUCCUGGGCCCAGUUGCUCGAAGCAUGGUUAGCGUUAACCAGCGUUUAAUACCUUGGCAACGUAUUGGUUUUGAUACUACUUAACCAAUGGUUAAAGCUAACCAUGCUUUGAGCAACUCAGCCCUGGUGCAUAAGUUUCACGUGAUAGAAGGUCAAAACACUCAUGAUCAGAUUCCAUGCUAUGCAUUCCUUUCAUUUUUAGUGGAAGUCCAAACAAAUCCCACUCACGCAUAAUAGCAACCUGGGCCCGGUUCCUGAAAGGCCAAUUUGUUCUAAUCCAGGAUUAAAAUUUUUUUCCACUUUUUGUAUUUACCUUCCUAUGCAUUGCAUUUUUUCAAAGUAAAGGCACAACAGUAUUUUGUAAGCUCAAGUUACAUGUUCUUUUAGUUCUUAGACAAGAAAAGCUUGCUUAAAAUUUGGCUUAAUCCUGGGUUAAAUUUAACCAUCUUACAAGGAACCAAGCCCCUGAGAUUAAGAUUGCAGUCUACUCUGGUUGCCAGCUAUAAACUUAUUGAAGAUGGUCUUGUUUGUUGUUCCAGGUGGUUGGUAGUUCUCUGUUGUUUGUCCAUGAUGCAUUUGGCAAAGCUAGCGUAUGGAUGAUAGAUUUUGGCAAAACUGUACCUCUUCCAGAUGGGAUGUGGCUGGACCACAGAAAGCCUUGGCAAGAAGGGAAUCAUGAGGAUGGGUAUUUAUGGGGACUUGACAAUAUGGUGGAAAUCUGGGCACAAAGCUGA
Messenger RNA from Porites evermanni, 16982 nucleotides. NCBI's taxonomy places the organism in Eukaryota, Metazoa, Cnidaria, Anthozoa, Scleractinia, Poritidae. The record is from the annotation of a GenBank genome assembly.